Molecule: messenger RNA, 1490 nt
Organism: Eruca vesicaria subsp. sativa (arugula)
Lineage: Eukaryota; Viridiplantae; Streptophyta; Magnoliopsida; Brassicales; Brassicaceae
Source: the annotation of a GenBank genome assembly
AUGUCGGCCUACGAUUAUCCCAAGUUGUCUCGUUCCGAAAUCAUCUCAGUCCUCACGGAGGCUAACAUCGCUUCCGUCAAAGAUGCCGAUCUCAUAAACCCUACUUUCGACUCCGUCUCCGACCUUUACACCCGUAUCCUCAUCUAUCUCGACGUCCUCACCGAAGAAGAGAAAGGGCAAGUCGAUUUCGAGGCUCUAGAGCAACUGGAGAAUCCAGAUCACUUCACAGCAGCAGCUCCGGCGAUGAUUCUUUACAUCAAACUCAAAGACACGUUAGAGAUGUUGGACUGUCCUCUACAGAUCAAUUUCAAGGAUCUCUUACGCCCUGACUCUCCCCGAACCGAGUUUUUCAUCAGCGCUCUCUUGAACUUUAGUCUUUACAAGGAUUCAAAGAUGGAGCUUAUAAGACCAUUGGCGGAAGAGUUGACUCUUCUUGAUGAGCAACGGAGGCAAUCAGAGGCCAAGAUUGCUCAGUUGAAUGCAGAGAUUGGAGAGUUUGAUGAAACCUGUGAAAGGGAUUUACCUUUUGUUCAAGAGUUAGAAGCGAAUAUAGAAGAACUCACUCAGAAAAUAUCAGAGCUCAAUAACCAGCAGCUUUCUCUGAGAGCUACGUUCAAUAAAAUGAAGGAGGAGAGUACAGAGAUGGAUAACAAGAUUUCGAAAGCAGAGUUUGACCUUCUGCAAGCUGUCCAAGAAAAUGCAAACCUACGGGAUAAAAUUGUUCAGUCGCCAGACAAAUUACAGGGGGCCUUAGAAGAGAAGAAACUAGUUCUUGAGGAAACAAAGAAAGCUGAAAGAUUAGCAAUGGAAAGUUUCCAGGAAAAGGCUGCCGUUCUUGAGGUUUAUGAAAAGGCAUUCAAGAAAAUGUCAAAAUCAUCUGCGCAACUGCAAUUAAUUAACGAACAGGUAACCAAUGUAAAAGCAAUAGAGAAGGAUCUAAAAGCUCUGAAAGCUAAACUCAGUGAAGAUGGGGCAGGUUACAAAUCACUAGAGGCGAAAGUGGUUGAGCGGGAAAGAACAGUGAAACAGUUGCACGAAUCGUUAAAGCUGUUAGAGAAAGAGAAACAAGUCAUGUUUGAUGAUUGGACGAAAAAACUGAAUGAAAUAAGAGUGGAAGUUGAAUCAAGAAGACGUCAACUUGAAGCCAGGCAAAACGAUGUUGAAUCAGUAGUGGCUAUGGUUGAUGAGAAUACUGCCAAGACUAACCAGGUGAAACAAUCAGGGAAAGCUAAAGUGAAACAGUUAGCAGCUAAAUAUGAAGAGAUCGUGAAGCAGUUUCAUGAAUACACGGUGUCGUUUGGAGCGGUUCUCCCAAACUUGUGAAGUUGUGAAAGGGAAAGAAGGAAGGUUUGAGUUAAGUGAAGGUUCGAGAGAGAGAGAUAUUGCAUUGUUCUUCAGAUUUCGAACCAAAUUUAUUGUGAUUGUAUCAAAGCUUAGAAAAAUGUUAUGGGUAAAUUUGCGAGAUAGCCAAUUUUGAGAGCAAUAUUAAG